Molecule: messenger RNA, 2694 nt
Organism: Diaporthe batatas
Lineage: Eukaryota; Fungi; Ascomycota; Sordariomycetes; Diaporthales; Diaporthaceae
Exons: 3
Coding region: 711-2075 (454 amino acids)
Biological process (GO): isocitrate metabolic process
Cellular component (GO): mitochondrion
Molecular function (GO): NAD binding; isocitrate dehydrogenase (NADP+) activity; magnesium ion binding
Source: RefSeq, a predicted model, not a curated record
CUCGAGUGCAGUCCUUGUAGCAGAGUUGCAUCUGGAAAUGUGCCGCGGCAUCUCUGGCCGAAUCUCCAACAGGCACUUCAGGACCACCAUGGCGGGUGCAGGUACUUAAGUACCUAUGUAUCUAUCAAUCAGCCAUGGAGGUUACCAAGGUAUCAACGAGCCCAAACUGCCAACUGUCAUAAGGCCCCUCCCCUCCCUGCCUCAAAACCGCUCAGAGCUCUCCUGCUUCUCUCCUGCCGACUCCUCCUCCCUCCUCCAUAUCGUCGUCGGUGCCAUACUUGCUUAUACGACAUUCAAUUGCCUACUACCACUACCAACGAGCCGACCACGCCGAAAGUGGGCUCUCCUCCGUUCUGCGGCUAUAGACCAUCCGGGUAUCGGAGCCAGAUCCCAGCUCACCUCACGGCCGGCCCACUUGUUUUUUGCGGCCAUACAUAGUAGUGCAGAGAUCUGCGAGACGGAGAAACCGUCGGCUGCGACCCUCGGCGCCUUCCUUGCUGUUAUUACUGUCGACUCUCGCUGGGCCUACUCCUGCUCCAAGUCCCGCGCCUCUCUCAACCUCGGCUCCUGAGCUGCUGUCUGCAGACUGUACUCUGUACCACGAAACCUGCCCUGCUAGGCCCUUUUUUGUAACACAGGCUACCUGGGUAGACUGCCUCACGAGCCUUAGUACCGCUUCCAAGGUUCCCCCACCCUCCAGCCCGCCCGUCAUGCGUCCCGCGGCCGCAGCAGCGACUCUUCGUCGCACGGCGUUCGCCUCUGCUCGCCCCAGCUUCAGGCUUUCUCCGGUCACAGAGGCAGUCCCCGCCCUCAGGGUCGCAGGAAUCAUGCGCACAAUGGCCACUGUUCCCAAGAUCAAGGUCAAGAACCCCGUCGUCGAGCUGGACGGCGACGAGAUGACUCGCAUCAUCUGGGAGGACAUCAAGAACAAGUUCAUCCACCCUUACCUGGACAUCGACCUCAAGUACUACGACCUGGGCCUCGAGUACCGUGACAAGACCGACGACAAGGUCACUGUCGACGCCGCCGAGGCCAUCCAGAAGUACAGCGUCGGGGUCAAGUGCGCCACCAUCACCCCCGACGAGCAGCGCGUGGAGGAGUUUAAGCUCAAGAAGAUGUGGCUGUCCCCCAACGGCACAAUCCGCAACAUUCUCGGCGGCACCGUCUUCCGCGAGUCGAUCAUCAUCCCCCGCAUUCCGCGGCUCAUCCCUGGCUGGGAGAAGCCCAUUGUCAUCGGCCGCCACGCAUUUGGCGACCAGUACCGCGCAAAGGACCGUGUCAUUCCCGGCCCCGGAAAGCUCUCCAUGGUCUACACCCCUGCCAACGGCGGCGCGCCCGAGGAGAUCGAGGUCUACGAUUUCAAGAGCGGUGGCGGUGUCGCCCAGACCCAGUACAACACUGACGAGAGCAUCACUGGCUUCGCGCACUCUAGCUUCAAGAUCGCCCUCGACCAGGGCCUGCCUCUGUACAUGAGCACCAAGAACACCAUCCUGAAGAAGUACGAUGGCCGCUUCAAGGACAUCUUCCAGGAGCUGUACGACACCCAGUACAAGCCAGAGUUCGAGAAGAAGGGCAUCUGGUAUGAGCACCGCCUGAUCGACGACAUGGUGGCCCAGAUGAUCAAGAGCAAGGGCGGAUACGUCAUGGCUCUGAAGAACUACGACGGUGACGUGCAAUCUGACAUCGUCGCCCAAGGUUUCGGCUCCCUGGGCCUCAUGACCUCUGUGCUCAUCACCCCUGACGGCAAGACCUUCGAAUCCGAGGCUGCCCACGGCACAGUCACCAGGCACUACCGCGAGCAUCAGAAGGGCAACCCCACCUCCACUAACCCAAUCGCAUCUAUCUUCGCAUGGACCCGUGGUCUUGCCAAGCGUGGACAGCUGGACAACACUCCGGAGUUGGUCGCCUUCGCCGAGAGCUUGGAGAAAGCCUGCAUCGACACCGUGGACAAGGACGGCAUCAUGACCAAGGACCUGGCAUUGGCAUGCGGCAAGGGCCAAGACCACGUUACCACCACCGAAUACCUGAACGCCGUCGAGAGGAGAAUGAAGGGUCUGCUGAAGCAGAAGUUGUGAUGAUGAGAUGCUCAGGAAAUUUCGAGCCACGGAGGUCGACCUCAGUCUCCUGCAUGGGGCCUUCAUGCGCCAUCGCAGUGGAAAAGAUCUGAGUGAACCAGGAUAUGCUGGAGCGAACGAGUCCAAGUCGACACUGACUGGUACGAGGCGAGACCAAGUCAUAUUGUAUUCUUGUCUGGGCAGAGACAGGCUCCGUCACUUACUGUACUCUGGAGGGAGGCACCCGUCUUUCUACUUUAUUGUUGUUCUUGCAUAGUCGGCCGUCUGACAAAUCCGCUUUUGGACUUGUUCGAUUUCAUUUCAUCUGCGCGCUACUGUGUUUCUGUCGAGCUGCUCUAUGACGCGCAAUCAUAAAGUCAAAGACAAGAGAAGACGUUGGAAUACAGGAUACAGGGAUACAAGAAGCCGCCGAUGGGUCAGCUCGUAUAAAAUGUAAAUACACAAAAUCAAAGAGAGCAGUACCGGGGCAGACAGAAGGGUGACCUCGCCGAUUUGCAAUUGGAUGCGUGCCUUGGCUCUUGAAGUUGCCACCAACAAGCUGGCUCUCGUGAGGCGGGUGUGCUUGAGGGCACGAUACAUCCCAGUCGCACGCCAUAUCUGCGCUUCACCGUACUUGUUU